UCCCGAAGUUAAGAAGAGCAUCCCCUCCAGAUUACCACUCCCCUUGCAAUCUAUAGAAACCAACUUCUUAGGUCGUUUCGUUUCAGUGACCUUGUAACCAAACUUCAGGAUCCUCCUACUUGUAUCAUCUCUGAUGGGUUCAUGUCAGUUUUCACAAUCCAUGCUGCGCAAAACCUUGGGAUUCCGGUCAUGAUGUACUGGACACUUGCUGCCUGUGGCUACAUGGGAUUUUACCAGAUCCAAUCUCUCUUUGAGAAAGGACUUGCCCCACUUAAAGAAGAAAGUUACAUGACAAAUGGGUAUUUAAACACAAUCAUUGAUUGGGUUCCGGGAAUGGAAGGCAUCCGUCUUAAGGAUUUCCCAGUGGAUUGGACCGCUGACAAUGAUAAACUUCUCAAGUUCACUAAGGAAGCUCCCCAAAGGUCUCUCAGAGUUCCUCAUCAUAUUUUCCACACGUUCGAUGAGCUGGAGGCUAGUAUUAUCAAAGCUUUGUCAUCGAUGUAUGCUCAUGUCUACACCAUCGGCCCAGUGCAACUACUUCUUGAUCAGAUACCUGAAGAGAAAAAGCAAACUGGAAGUUCAAGUCAUGGAUACAGCUUACGGAAAGAAGAGCCAGAGUGUCUCCAGUGGCUUCAAUCUAAGGAGCCAAAUUCUGUGAUUUAUGUAAAUUUUGGGAGUUCAACGGUCAUGUCUUCAGAAGACCUUAGAGAAUUUGGUUGGGGACUUGCUAAUAGCAACCAUUGUUUUCUUUGGAUAAUCCGAUCUAACUUGGUCAUUGGGGAAGCUGCAGCAUUGCCUGAUGAAUUUGAGGAACAUAUAAAAACGAGAGGCUUUAUUGCAAGCUGGUGUUCACAGGAAAACGUCCUGAACCAUCCUUCGGUUGGAGGGUUUUUGACUCAUUGUGGGUGGGGAUCCACCAUUGAGAGCUUGUCAGCUGGGGUGCCGAUGAUAUGUUGGCCGUUUUCGUGGGACCAGAUGACCAACUGUAGGUAUAUUUGCAAGGAAUGGGAGGUUGGAGUGGAGAUGGGGAAUAAAGUGAAACGAGAUGAAGUUAGUAGGCUUGUGCAACAAUUGAUGGGAGAAGGUGGUCACAAAAUGAGGAACAAGGCUAUCGAGUGGAAGGAAAAGGCUCGUGUCGCCACAAGUCCCAACGGUUCAUCUUCUUUGAACAUAGACAAAAUUGUUAAGGAAAUCAUGAUGCUAGGAGUACACUAAAAAUUAAACCUCAUGCUUUCUGCGCAUUAGAACCUUCAACUUUAUGUAUUCUGUUUAAAUGUAAUAGUGUAGUUUUUUACCUUUGCGUAAGGGCAGUUUGUUGGCGGUUAUUGAUAAUGUACCAUACCAUAGUUUCUCAUAAGUUUCCAUUAUAGUGGCUCAUCAAUUUUCAUCGCUU
Messenger RNA from Helianthus annuus (common sunflower), 1393 nucleotides. Its product is annotated as UDP-glycosyltransferase 85C2-like. Lineage: Eukaryota; Viridiplantae; Streptophyta; Magnoliopsida; Asterales; Asteraceae. Bases 142 to 1215 code for a protein of 357 amino acids. Gene Ontology annotation, molecular function: UDP-glycosyltransferase activity. The record is from RefSeq and is a predicted model, not a curated record. The transcript has 2 exons.